Messenger RNA from Lolium perenne, 716 nucleotides. Lineage: Eukaryota; Viridiplantae; Streptophyta; Magnoliopsida; Poales; Poaceae. The record is from RefSeq and is a predicted model, not a curated record.
UGAUCAAUAUGAGCGGAAGCAAGCAAUCCAUGAACUCCAUUUUGAAGAGUAUGAGCCAACAGAAGUUCACCGGGACCACUAGAAGUGGAAGACCAACGCGUGCCAGCUCGCGUUACGCGGACGAUGACACGGGUGGAGUUGGAGGUGGAGGUGUAGGUGGAGGUGGAGGACGUGGUGGAGGUGGAGGACGAGGUGGAGGUGGAGGACGAGCUGGAGGACGAGGCGGAGGCGGAGGUGGAGGACGAGGACGAGGUGGAGGUGGAGGACGAGGACGAGGUGGAGGUGGACCUUUCCUUGGUGACAUACCCUCUGCUUCUGGCGACGUGGCUUCCCAGUCCGCUCACACACAGUCCACUGAGGGGGAGAUGGAGGUGGAGAUGGAGGUGGAGAUGGAGGUGGAGGGGCAGGACGAGGAGGCGGAGAGGGAGAUGGCGCCGAAGAAGUUGCGCAUUCGUGGUGAAGCGCAAGUCCCUGAUGAGAGGAGGGAGCCUACUAGCCAGGAUGCGAAAGCCCUCAUCAUCCCGAACGAAAAAGACAAUUGGACAUAUGACAAGGGGGUUCGCCAGCCGUCGAGCAUGAUUGGAGCUCUUAUUAGGCAGUACUGGCCGGGCUUUUACACUCCGGUCCCCGGCGGCGAGAAGAAGCUAGCCGAGACUUGGGCGGACUAUGAGGCAGCUCCUUGCCCGGGCUUUGGGACAGCUUCUGACGCGGUUUGA